Molecule: messenger RNA, 253 nt
Organism: Cricetulus griseus (Chinese hamster)
Lineage: Eukaryota; Metazoa; Chordata; Mammalia; Rodentia; Cricetidae
Source: RefSeq, a predicted model, not a curated record
AUGGAGGAUGAAGCUGUCCUGGACAGAGGGGCUUCGUUCCUUAAACAUGUGUGUGAUGAAGAAGAAGUAGAAGGCCACCACACCAUCUACAUCGGGGUCCAUGUGCCCAAGAGCUACCGGAGAAGGAGACGUCACAAGAGAAAGGCAGGGCACAAGGAAAAGAAGGAAAAGGAAAGAAUCUCUGAGAACUACUCAGACAAAUCCGAUGUGGAAAAUGCCGAUGAGUCCAGCAGCAGCAUCCUCAAGCCGCUCA